Messenger RNA from Penicillium cinerascens, 387 nucleotides. RefSeq lists its product as uncharacterized. The record is from RefSeq and is a predicted model, not a curated record. Lineage: Eukaryota; Fungi; Ascomycota; Eurotiomycetes; Eurotiales; Aspergillaceae. The transcript is spliced from 2 exons. The coding region runs from base 1 to 387 and encodes 128 amino acids.
AUGAAUCCGUUCCUGGUACCUCCCUGGGCCCUUCCGCCAUUUCGUGUCAAAGGUCCUCCGCAGACCUUUGGCAAGCACAAUCAACUCUGUGGAUCCACCACAGAGCACCUGAGUUCAGAGAACGUGCCCUCUGGCACGCCUGAGCCUCGGGUGUUGGUGGACCUCCGUGGCAGCUUGGGAGAUGGAGUAUCUACCCUCGGGCCUCUGGGGCCAGACAACGCGCCCUUUGGCGCGCCUGAACCUCAGAGGCUGAUGGACCUUCACGGUAUUGAGAGUGACGGAGAAACCUCAGAUACGCUGUCCACAAUCUCCAACGUCCUGGAAUUCCCGGUACCGAUUCCGACGGGCUUCCCCCGUGGUGAGAACGAGGUUCUCACCAUUGAAUAA